UUUUGCAAGCUUAUGUAACUGGUAGCAAAUUAUUUAAAUAAUUUGAGCACGUUAUACUGAUUUUUGAUCUAAUGCCAUUCUAUUUGCUAGGUAAAUUUAGCUUUCAGAAUUUUAAAUGUUUAAGACCUACAAAAACUUAAUGAACAAAAAAUUUGCUAAUUUCAUUGCGAAUUUAAUACCUCAAAUUCCAACACAUCUGGAGAAGUAUAAAUGUUCAUAGGUACAAGUGCAGCAAUGUAACAAGAUAGCGACCAAAUUUCCAAUGUCAGGGCGAGGUUGAUUUCUACUUAUGUAUGAGACGAAUCCAGCGUAUCCAUCGUUCGUGAAGACUUACUUCGCAGUUGGAUGCUCAGUCUGUUUGUGUCGAUGCAACAAAACUGACACAGUUGGAGACGAGCUGUCGAUAAAGUGCAGUGCUUAUCUAUAAAUAUAUCCAGCGAGGCAAAUUGAGACUUGAUAUUUUUUCAGUCUCGUAUUUUUCUCAAUUCCAGAACAACUAAACUGUAGACUUUCAGUGUGAAAUACGUAUAAUUCAUGUUUUAUCUUUGUCAAAAAAGUGGAAACUUACAUACAAUUAUUUAAAGUAAAUAACACUUGGUUCGAUUUAAACACUUGAAUGUCAAGUUUACCCAGUUUCUGGGAGAAGUUUUCAUCUUUUGAAUGGAUUCAUGAAUGGAGUGACCUUGUUUUGUCGAUUUGUGUGAAUCAAUAACUAAAUUGCAACCCAUUCCCAGUCUUCCCGUGUGGACGUUAAUUUUAAGGGAUCAAGAAACAAUUAUUUUUUGAUCCGUAAAAAAACAGAGGAUGCAGGAUCCCUCUCACCGGUUAAGUAGUGAAAGCGAGUCAAAUUUUUUACCCAAUUUUGCCAAAAAUAUGUCAUUCAGUCGGAGGAGGAGGGAGCAUCUCUCCAGCGUGCAAAUCUCUCAGAUGGAGGUCGUGGGGACAACGAUGCUCUGCUUUCCCACGGAUCAUUCCUGGUUCCAAGGAAACAUUAAUACGGAGGACGACAGUUCCUACUCACUCUUCGGAGAUAGACUCACUUCACAGGAAAAUCUGGAUAUUAUACAAAGCAGUACCGAUUGUAAUUUCCUACAUGACGAUAACAACAAUACUGACGAGAAAGGAGAUGAGACCUUGGUUGUCAACGUGAAGAAUGAAGGGAUCACUUACAAGGUCACACUGACCGACCAUUUCACCGGACUGAAUUACAAUUUACCUGAAAUUCGAGUUCAUUUGGAUCCCAAGGCUGCCAAGUUUCUCACCUGCUCGCAAGAUGCACAGGUGGAUUUUAACGUGGAGGAAGUGUACCGUGGUCAAAAAGCGGACAUGAUGAUACAACGCCAACUGGGGUCAAGUUCGCUCUUGGGGAGAAAAUGUCUCGUUUAUUCGGGACCAAUUUCACUCAUUUUUAAUGAUACGAUCUCACUAGGAAAAAAUUGGUGUUUGUAAAUAAUUAGAAUUAAGGAAAAGGAAAGCCAAACUAUGCAAAUGUUGUUUAUAAAGUUGGAGUCAUGAUUUUGGAAGUAUUUUUAUUGAGAUGAAGUAUGACGUAAAUUAUUAUGUAUAACUGAUUCUUUACUGCAAUUGUAAGUAAAUAAUUGUUUAAAGGGGUGUAAUUUUACGCUAUCUUAAGUAUAAAAACCUUGACCAGACUGAUUACCAGGAGAACAUAACUUAGGUAUGUGCAUAAGUACUUUUUUAAAGUAUUGGAUAAUUCAGUCACUGAAUUUCAGUGUGAGACAAUUCUUGCAGGCCUUACUAAUAUUGCAAAUUCCUUAAAUUAUAUAAAUUUGCAAACCUUUACAUACAUAAUUUAACAUAUUUUUAAGGAAAAUUAGCUAACAAAUUUUUGCAAACUUACGCAGAUCAAGGGCAUCUUUUUAUUUUGUGGAAGUUCGCAAAAUUAUUUUACAAACUUACGGAUUUUGCGAGUUACCAAUGUCUGCGUGAAUUGCCUCAAUUUAUUGUAAUUGUGUACCGGAAGUAUCUAAGAAUACUGAAAUAGAGUAAUCUACAUAUUUGGCCUAAUGACUACGUAUUUUUGUGCGUAAUUAAGUCUUACAAGAUAGACCUAAUAUUUGUUUUGUUAACGUACAUCAGUAAAUACAUACAUAAUGUUAUGCAAUAUUUCCGAAGUAUUCUUUUGUUGUGUCUUCGAUUUUGUAUCCGGUGUAAAUAUUUCAGUAUCUGUUAAAUCCCAAUAAUGACCAAACGAUUAAAUUUAAGUAUGUAUUUAUAACAAAUAAAUUUUAAAAGGAAAAUUAUUAUUUGUAGUAUCAAAUUAUUACGAUAAUUGUCAUUAAUUACAUACUCUGUUAAAAAUCGCAAUUAUAAACCGACUAUAUUUAAAUAGAGACUCGAAAUGUAAUCGUAUCUAUUAGUACAUAAAUGUUCACUUUACUUUUUAAUCACGAUCACCACGAUCGGGAAUUACCAAAAUAACUCCGAAAAUCAAAUUUCAACUCAAAUAUAACAGUUGACAGUAUAAUUUCGCAAUCAUAAUUUUUCUCGAACACGAAACCAUUUCGCGAAACGUGUUCCUAAAUUUCCUUCCACAAUCGCAAAACACCACGUUCAAAGACGCCAACAUUUCAGCAAAAUGCUGUAUCAUUUUGGUAACUUGGGGGAUGGUAUGGUGCUUACUGCCACGACAAUUUUAGUGAUGGGAAUAUUUCCAGCAUUAUUUUGAUAAUUUUUUACGGUAGGAAGAUAUUGAAGUGAAGGAAGUACAUAUAUACAUACAGACAUAAGUAUUUUUAUUAAGAUGAAGUAUGUACAUAUAAUGUAAAUUAUUUUAAUUGAUUUCUUGCAGGUGACAGGAGUUUUAACUAUAUACAUACAUACAUAAUUCUUUAAAGGAGUGUAAUUUUACGUUGUAUAUAUUUUUAGAACACUGACUAGGAGGAGAGUAAGCUUUCAACCUGAAUGCAAAAAGUUAUUUAAUUCUCAUUAAUUUUAGUUGUAAUUUAAAGAAUCUAGUUUAAAUCUUCCCGAAAAUCUUACAAAUACCCAUAAAAACCCCAUAAGCAUUAUGGGUUUCUCGGAGAUUUGAUACCCCAAAAACCCACAAAAACCCGAAAGCGAACCCUAAUCAGAGUUUCUUCAUACAUUUGUAAAAUUAUUUUUUUCUCGUGACAAUUGGGAUUAAUUUUUAAUCGUUCCAAAAUUUGAUUGAUCAUUUCCUGAUCAUGAGAUAAUUCUUGUUUUAAUUCCGUUCAUAAUCUCGCAUUUCUCUCGGUGUCAAAUUGUCAAAUUUCUCGGGUCAAAUUGUUCACAAAAAUCAAUAUGCACCUGUGAUAAAUAUUUGUAAAACCGAUCGCUUAAAUUCUACCGAUAAGAAAUAUUUUUUAAUGACUAAUACGAACGUACGUAUAUAUGUAUCUGAUAUUAAAUAUGUUAUCAAGUCAUAUUUGCAUUAGGUAAAGGUCAUCUCUCGUAUAACUAAUUGGUACCAUAAUGGUAAUGCAUAUGGUCACUCAAGGCAAGUUAAUCUGGCUGCUCGAUUGUAGGUAGAUGACGAAUUUUGUCACCUUAUUAAUACACAUAAUUCAGAAUGAAGCGAAUCAAUAAUCAGACCACUUACCUUAUCGUGUCAAUCGAGAUGACCAAUGACGAGAAUUAUAUAUGUAAAUGAUGGAUAUGUACAUAUAUUCGUGGCCAAUUUUCAUCAAUCGCAUAAUUUUUUGUCUUCCUGAGAUAGACUUUUACCCAGUCCCGACUUCUUUCUUGUCGGAAAAGUUUUGUCAAAAAGUGUCCAGAGGUUUCUUUACAAUGGGGAACUAUUGGCUGAAAGUGGUCAUUUUGGUGGGUUUCAUUUGUUCCGUGAGUGGGCGCAUGGCCGUGGAAGCUGACCAGGUUCACAUUCCGGAGGAAAUCGUACGAUUGGGAGGUGCACUCACAGCCAGAGCUGUUUCGUGGCUGGUUCUCCACCGCCUGCAGACCAGAAAUUUCAGACUUGAAGACCUGCGGAGUGAUAAGCACGAGGGCAGAAUCGCCUUCACCUUGCCCAUCCCACUGCCCCCGCUCCCAGAUCCCAUCAGCAUCGCCACCCUUGAGCUCCCACUAAACUUAUCCGGUGAAGGUUUCGCCCUUGAGGGAUUGAUUGCGGCAUGCGAACCGCAAAUAGUCGGACUUGCUGGAAUGAGUGACGAUUUGGUCGUGGUAUACGACACGGUGUCGAAAACUGCAACCAUCGAUAUGACGUUGGGAUUACCAACUCGAUCUCGCUGGACAGCAUGAACUACAUGAUGGAUUUGUUGAUGAAAUAUACUGAAGGGACGAAUGAGCGAGAAAUGACCUUCGCCGGGACUGGGGGGUCAUCCCUCGGACUGUCGGCAUUCUUUUUAACCCUGGAAGGACGAGGACAGGUGCCCAUCACGAGCGGGGAGUACAUGUCGUUUGACCACCUCGACUUUGACCUGGGUUUCGACAGGGUAAUUCUGGACUUUGAAAAUUUUCUGAUCAAUAACCAACCUAUGCCCUUGGACAAUGUGGCUCGUAUAAUCAAAAAUUUAUUCGACACUCUUUGGAGGACGGGUAGGGAAGGAAUUGUCGAAUCCACGAGAUGCUUAAUUGAUCAUGCCAUUAAUGAGUGCACACCAUUGGACUUAAUUAGCGGAAUUUAUGAUUGUUUAAAACUUCUUCCAUUGCAUCCUCCCUGCUUCGGAAGUAAUGGAGCAGAUUUGGUCGCCAGUAUGGAGGCGCUAACUCCGAGACCACCUUCGCUCAGUUACUGCGUGCCAGACAUUGAAUCAACAACGACUGAAGCUCCUGAAACUCCUGAGGUCACGACCCCAACAACUCCAGAGGUCACGACCCCAACAACGCCAGAGGUCACGACCCCAACAACUCCAGAGGUCACGACCCCAACAACUCCCGAGGUCACGACUCCAACAACUCCCGAGGUCACGACUCAAACAACUCCCGAGGUCACGACCCCAACAACUCCCGAGGUCACGACCCCAACAACUCCCGAGGUCACGACCCCAACAACUCCAGAGGUCACGACCCCAACAACUCCCGAGGUCACGACUCCAACAACUCCCGAGGUCACGACUCCAACAACUCCCGAGGUCACGACUCCAACAACUCCCGAGGUCACGACUCAAACAACUCCCGAGGUCACGACUCAAACAACUCCCGAGGUCACGACUCCAACAACUCCCGAGGUCACGACCCCAACAACUCCCGAGGUCACGACCCCAACAACUCCCGAGGUCACGACCCCUACAACUCCCGCGGUCACGAGCCCAGAGGUAACAACUCCGACGGGAACGACCGUAACGACCCCAGAUAGUGGUGCCGGCGUGGUCACAUCCUGUGGACUUUUAGGACUCGUCAUCACUGCUUUCAUUGUCACUUUUACUGCAUGAGAACAUCAUUUUAAUAAAAAUAUGAUGCACAGUCUACGUUUACUUUUGCGGUCGCUGCUUAAAAAUAGAGAUAAACGCAAUCUUGAUUAUGACUAAUGAUUGAUUAACCCAUUAUUACAAAAAUCAAACCAUCCAUCGUUUCUUGAAUCAACUCUUACAUCGUCGCGAUGUAUGAAUUGUUACGCAACAUUUUUAAAGGCACUGUUUUUAUGCAAAUGCACGCAUGCAAACGGGAGCCACCUCUAAAAAUAUUACACCUGUAAGCAAUGCUUAAUACCUAUUUAUUUUUAAAUAACUCAUAUUGUGAUAAGCUUAUUUCACCCAUGAACUGUAGUCAUGCUUUCUUUCACGUGCUUAAGUAGUCAUAUGGUGAAGUAAAUAUUUAAUGUGUCAACUUUACAUUGUCACUCCUAUGCGAUGCAAUAUUUCCUAUUUCCUAAGUAUGCUUUUGUCUCUUUGAUUUUGACUCCGGUUUAAUUGCAUACAAAUUUUGCGAUCUUUAACAUGACCAACAAUGACAAAUGGGCUAAAUUUAAUUGCGUAUGUAUGUAUAUACAUGCAUACGUUGAUAUUUACAACAAAAAAAAUUCUAAAAUUACCAUAGAUGCGCGGACACUGGGUAUCGUCCACAGUGUCGGUGUCAAGAAUUUUUUUGAGUGUCAGUGGACACUGUGUCAGUGUCACUUAUUGUGGUCGAGUGUCGGUGGACACAGUGUCGGUGUCAGUGGACAAAGUGUCAGUGCCACUGAUUGUGUUCGAGUGUCACAGGACACAGUGCCCAUAUAUAUAUGGGUGUACGACACUGGGUGUCGUCCACAGUGUCAGUGUCAGCCACUGACACUGAGUGUCGGUGGACACAGUGUCAGUGUCGCUCACUGUGGUCGGGUGUCGGUGGACAAAGUGUCAGUGCCACCGAUUUUGUCUGAGUGUCAGUGGACAAAGUGUCAGUGUCUCGCUCAGACGCGCAUCUAUGAAAAUUACUAUAAAUUAGACUUGUUUCAGAGCACUAAAUUAUUUUUAGGGUAUUCAAAAUUGUAUCCGUAUCCUUAUAACUAUAGUGUCUUAAAAUAGUUUGUCAAGGAAAAACACGGGGUCAAGCUUCGUAAAAAUCGUUACAUUAGUAACGACGUUUACAAAAUAUCGUAACCGUCGUAACUUAUUUUAUUUACGAUAUGAAGAAUACGAAAGAAUCAUAAAUACCCUCAACAAUAAUUAAAUAAAUUUAAUUAUUUAUACCAUUGUAAUUAAGCUCGCUUAUUUAGAUACAUAUGUACAUAAGGAAAUACCUCGUCAAAUCUAAUUUUAGCUCGAAAGAUCACAUUACAAUUUAGCAAUCAUCAUUUUUCUCCGACAUGAAACCAUUUCGCGAAACGUAUUCCUAAAUUUCCUCCCCCAAACGCAGCAAAACACUACGUUUAA
Folsomia candida is the source of this 6791-nucleotide messenger RNA. RefSeq names its product proteoglycan 4. Bases 4236 to 5372 code for a protein of 378 amino acids. Lineage: Eukaryota; Metazoa; Arthropoda; Collembola; Entomobryomorpha; Isotomidae. The transcript is spliced from 9 exons. The record is from RefSeq and is a predicted model, not a curated record.